CAUCAUCUUCCAAACCUCCAAAGAUUUCAACUGAAAACUUCCAAGCCCUGCUUUUUAAUUUGUUUCAAAAACAAUCACAGAACUUGUUCCCUCAAGCAUCCUAUCCAGAGCCGAUACAAACCUGCCCAAGAUGACUGCCACUCUCACCGUUCUCUACCCCAACGUGGCCGGCGCCAAGUACAACUUCGACUACUACAUCAACAGCCACAUGCCCCUGGCCGCCGCCAAGUGGAAGCCGUCGGGUUGCCUGAGCUGGACCGUCGCCAAGUACCAGCCGGGACCGGACGGCGCGCCGCCCAAGUACGCCUUCGCCGGCCUGAUCCGCUUCAGCAGUCUCGAGGCCAUCCACAAGGCCCUCGCCUCGCCCGCAACCCUCGAGCUCAUGGAGGACGUCCCGAACUACAGCAACCAGGAGCUGCAGUUCCUGAUGGCUGAGGACGCCGAGACCACGGCUGCGUAAGGGGGAGGGGAGGAGUUGU
Messenger RNA from Colletotrichum destructivum, 479 nucleotides. Its product is annotated as Putative EthD domain-containing protein. The coding region runs from base 131 to 460 and encodes 109 amino acids. NCBI's taxonomy places the organism in Eukaryota, Fungi, Ascomycota, Sordariomycetes, Glomerellales, Glomerellaceae. The transcript has a single exon. Gene Ontology annotation, molecular function: oxidoreductase activity. The record is from RefSeq and is a predicted model, not a curated record.